Amaranthus tricolor (Joseph's coat) is the source of this 1734-nucleotide messenger RNA. Its product is annotated as receptor-like protein 12. Lineage: Eukaryota; Viridiplantae; Streptophyta; Magnoliopsida; Caryophyllales; Amaranthaceae. Gene Ontology annotation, molecular function: protein binding. The transcript has a single exon. The record is from RefSeq and is a predicted model, not a curated record. Bases 203 to 1465 code for a protein of 420 amino acids.
ACGGCCCUUGCGGGCUGCACAGUAGAGUAUACUACUACUACUUGCCUUCACUCAGUCACACACUACCUCAUUUAUUCAUUCACUCACAAAUCACAAGUGGCAACAUACUCCCUAUUUACUCACUCUCCAAUCUCAAUUCUCAAAUCCCAAAUCUCAAUGAACUCAAACAUAUAACUAAACUCAUUUCUUACUCUUUAUUUCCAUGGCUUCUACUCAAUCUUACAACAUUUCUUCCCUACUUUUUCUUAUCAUUUUACAAAUUUUUAACCCAACAUUUCAACAAUCUCAACCACCAUCUCCACAACUUAACAUAAUUGAUCGUAAUAUCCUUAUUCUCAUUAAGAACUCUCUUACUGAUCUUCCUCACUCAACUUUCUUCUCCACUUGGAACUUCUCCUCAUCUGAUCCUUGCACCGCCUUCUCCGGCCUUACUUGCUCUCUUACUACUCCCUCCACCCUCCGUGUCUCCACUCUCAACCUCGGCUCCGGUCAGUUCGGCUCCCUUGGUCUUGCCGGGACACUCCCCGAGUCUAUCACUCGACUCACUGAGUUAACUCAGCUUAUUCUCAACCCGGGCUUAGUCACUGGCCCCAUUCCGUCCGGGUUGGGAAACCUCGUCAACCUUCGGGUAAUUUCCUUGGCUCACAACCGCCUCUCUGGUCCCAUUCCUUCUUCUCUCACUCGUCUCCGCUGGCUUCACACUGUCGACCUUGGGUACAACCAGUUAACAGGCCGGAUCCCACCUACAUUACUCACUGAGUUGACUCAACUCCGAGUCCUCAUUCUCGCUAACAACCGUCUCAUCGGCGAGUUACCCGAGUCAACUCAGGAAUCCCAACUCCUCCACUUAGACCUUAAAACUAACCACCUUGAGGGUCCCAUUCCACCUACAUUACCGUUAAACCUCCGUUACCUAUCCCUCUCGCAAAACAAUCUGUGGGGCCCUAUAACCAACGGUUCAAUAGAGUCGUUAUCUCAACUAGAAUAUCUAGACCUCAGCCAAAAUCUAUUUAGUGGGCCUCUCCCUUCCUCUCUCCUCCGCCCUUCUCUCUCCUCUCUCCUCCUUCACCGGAAUAACUUCUCCGGCACAAUAACUGAUUCUUUUAUAAAAUAUCCCGAGGAAAGCGUGGUAGACCUCAGCCAUAAUUGCUUCUCAGGGAAACUCCCGGAAGCGGUUGCCGGAGCCACCAGCGUCUACCUUAACAACAACCGGUUCAGUGGGCCCGUCCUAGAGUCCUACAUACAAGAAUUAGAAGAAGGAAGGAUAAAAACUUUAUACCUUCAACACAACUUCCUAGAUGAGUUCCCCACAAGAAAGCAUGGAGUGUCAUUGCCAAAUGAAGUUGCAGUUUGCUUGUAUUACAAUUGUAUGGUCCCACCAGUAGGGAUUAGCGUGUGCCCUACAAGCGCCGGUGAUCAAGUAUCUCGUCCUGCCGAUCAAUGCUCGGUGUUUCAUAACAAUUAAUUAUCAUCAGACAUUUAAAUUACGGGUUCGAAAUUUAUUUUAAUAGAAUAUUUAACCUUUUGAUAUGAUAAAGAUAUAUACUCAUUCACACUUGCAGGUCGUGACGUCUAAAAUUAAUUUUAAGGUUUACCCAUUACUUUAAAUUUUUAGUUAACAUGAGUUCUUUCACAAUUUUUAGCUUCUUAUACAUGUAAACAAUUUUCAAUUAUACAUUGUAAUAGCCAUCAAACUUUUUUUUAAAUUUUUUUAUAUAAUAUAGUACUCUCUCG